Molecule: messenger RNA, 2732 nt
Organism: Scheffersomyces coipomensis
Lineage: Eukaryota; Fungi; Ascomycota; Pichiomycetes; Serinales; Debaryomycetaceae
Exons: 1
Coding region: 133-2724 (863 amino acids)
Biological process (GO): chromatin remodeling
Cellular component (GO): Swr1 complex
Molecular function (GO): ATP-dependent H2AZ histone chaperone activity
Source: RefSeq, a predicted model, not a curated record
UAGAAAAUGCGCUACCUUUCUGGAUGAUCCUUCAAUAUUUUUUUUAUCGCGACUAACCAAAAUAAAAAUCUGGAAAAUCAAUAAUGAACCUUUCUUUUAUAUGUAAAUUCCAUUAUUUGUGAUCUGACAAUCAUGCCACCCCGUAUUAGACGACGUAUAACGUCAGCAACUAGGGAGCAGAUUGAAUUGGAGCAAGAAGAAAUAUCAAAGGUAAUAGUCAGGCCUUUUGAUAUACUAAAUGAAUUGCCACUAUCGUUUGCUUCACCUCCCACUGAUCACUAUCAAGAUGUAUUGAAAAAUCCAUUAACUAUCAAAGACUCUGGAGUCUUAUAUAGAUCAUUAAUGAAAUCUCGAUAUAAUUAUAUUCAUGUCUGUCCAAUGUUCAAAUUGUAUUGGAUAAAACAAAGUUCAUAUGCAAAGAAAUUGAUGGAAAUGGACAAACCAGUUCCAAAAUCCCUGAAAGAAGAAGGAUUAGGGGAUAGAGAACCAGUUCUUGGAUCUGAAGUAAGUGCUAGAGAUGUUAUGGUGAAGCUCUGUGAUUCAACUAUAUCAUUAGGUCCACAUUCAUUUGAAAUUCGAUUAUUUAUAGUUAAAGACGAUCGAUCAGAUAAACCUGAGAAGCCAGAAAAGCCAUCCAAGAAAGGCGAUACAAAUUCCGAGCAAACUCCAGAUGUUAAAGCAGGUGAAGAUCAAUCUGGCGAUAAAGAUAAAACAGAAGAAACUCUGGAAAAGAUUGUUGAAGUUAAUGAUGAAGAAGAAAACGGAACAAAAAUGGAUUCUGAUUCAAAAUCUGAGGACAACAAAGAUCAAGAAAUUAACAAUGAAGAAGAUGCUAAAGUUGCUUCUGACCCAACUGUAACAGAGGAAGAAAACAAGACAGAAGUUGAUAAAGUUGAUGAAAGUGAAAAAGCGUCAGAAAUAGAAAAUAAAUUACCAAUAGAGGAAGAAGAAAAGUUGUCCUUGAAGCAGGGUAAUGAUGAGCCGACCGUAACAACGGAAACUAAGAAAGAUGAAGAAGCAGAAACUCCUGUUAAACAAGGAAAAGGUAAAAAAACUGCCAAGUCAAAACCCAAGAAGACGAAAGCUGCGAAGUCAAAACAAGAUAAUGGUUCUGAAAAUGCAGAACAAAGCAAAGAUGCCAACAAAGAAACUAAUGAAGAAAAUGGUCAAGCAAAUAAUCAAAAGCCCCAAGAAGGCAGUGCUACUUCUGAUCCCAUCACAGGUGCUUCUACUCCACAGCCAUCAUCUUCGACCGCUGAUCCUCCACCACCAUCCUCUAAUGACAUGAGUUCAAUUGAAAAUACUAUCAUGAUUUCAAAUUUAAAUACAAUAGCGAAAACUGAUGAAUCGUUAAAUGGAUUAAUGAAAAUAGUUGCUCUGGGUAAAGCAUCUCCACAGCAAAUUGUAACUUUCCAAGGUUAUAUUAAAAGAGCAAGAGAUAUGGGAGCUCAACCACAUCAUGCAUUUUUGUUUCAAAAACCUGGAGUUAAUGUACCAUUUCCAAAUCCAUUCCAUCCAAAGAAACCACCAAAGGAAAAGAAACCACCAAAGGAGAAGAAGCCUCCUAAAGAAAAGAAACCUCCGAAGGAGAAAAAGCCACCAAAGGAAAAGAAGGUUAAAUUGCCUACGGAUCAAAAAUUAACUGCUUUCCAAGAGAAAUACGUAACUGAUGCUACGCUAUUAUUCGAAUAUGUUGAAAAUUCUAAUGUGAGAUUCAUGUUACCAAAGGAUGCUGUUUGCGAAGUUGUGCCGCCGACCACAUUAACCAAUGCCGAUGGUGAUGAUAAUUCUGAUAACAAAGAUAUAAUAGUAAGUUUCUUGUGGAUACACAAUCAAAAGGAAAUGGAUGUCUACGAAAAAGAUUUGGAAAUAUAUAAUGGUAAGAUCAAGCAAAAAGAAGAGGAAGAAGCUAAAAAGCUUGAAGAAGAACGUAAGCAGUUGGAAGCUGAAUCAAAAGAGAAUAAUGAAGAGAAUAAUGAAGAGAAUAAUGAAGAGAAUAAUGAAGAAAAUAAAGAAGAGAAGGAUAAAGAUGUCAAAAAAGAAAAUGAAGAAGAAUCUGAGCCUGUGGGGUCUAGGAGACGACUUAGAGCAUCGGCAACUCCAAAACCAAUGCCUCCUAAGAAGAAGAAGCCUGUCAAGAAGCAAGCUGUUGCAAAACCCCUUGUUCCUCCAGUAGAACCUGAGAUUAGAUUUACAGCUUUAUCUUUUACCAUACAUGGUAUUCCUUCAAAAUUCGUUCCAAUCAUUGCUAAUAGUGUUUCGCCAUUAGAGGAAGUCCAAAAGAAAAUGGCACAUAUCAUAAAUGUUGGUGUGAGAUUUAAUAAUUUCUACUUAUGGUAUCAAGUUGAUGGAAAGUUGGACGAAGAGCUUGCUGAGAAUAUUAGAGUCCAGUUGGUGAAUGAAGAAAAGAAAAUGCCAGGUGUUACCGCAGCUCCAGUGAUAUCUGAAAAGGCAGCACUAGCCAAGGAGAAGAAAAGAAAAUUAAAGGAAAAGGGUGAGCCUAAACCUAAGAAGUCAAAAACUAAUAAAGGAGUCAAACUAGAGGACACCGAUGCUGCAUCUACUCCGAUCGAGAAUGCAACUCCUACUGGUACACCAGCUCCAGAAAGUUCUGUUGAACCAAAUCAAACUCCUGUAAAGGAAGAAAUCGAAACUGAAACUACACCAAUGGAUGUAGAUGACUCUUCGAUUAUUCCUGAAUCAAAUAAUAUUACAGUCAGUUAGUUUGUACA